GAUGUCAGAUGGCUCUUGCUCGUAGGGUGUGUGUGAGUGUGUGUUUGUUCGUUUGUUUACUGUACAGCGCGUCGCAUUCCCGCCCGUGUCCAUUAAAUCACCGGAGCGUGUUCAUGUUUUGCGGACUGCUGUGUGUGUGAAUAUGACAGGAGAGAAGAUCCGCUCGGUGCGCCGAGAGCGCAAGGCGGGUCUGGAUCUACUGGAGCCGGACGAAGAGGCGGCGGACACCGGGCCUAUCAAAGCUAACAAGAGCAGCAAGAUCAACCACAAGAUCACGCGGUCCAGUUCACAGCAGAACCAGAAGCACAUCGACCCGGAGAGUGUGUAUCCCGUACAUGAGUGUGUGUUCAGAGGAGACGUGCGGAGACUGUCAUCGCUCAUCCGAACUCAGAACAUCACGCAGAAAGACGUGCACGGUAACACACCCCUUCAUCUGGCGAUUAUGAUGGGUCAUAAAGAAUGUGCUCAUCUCCUGCUGGCCCAUAAUGCACCAGUGAAGGUGAAGAAUGCUCAGGGAUGGAGUCCGCUCGCCGAGGCCAUCAGUUACGGAGACAGACAGAUGAUCACAGCUCUUCUGCGGAAGCUGAAACAGCAGUCCAGGGAAAGUGUGGAGGACAAGAGACCCCGUCUGCUCAAUGCACUGAAAGAGCUUGGAGAUUUUUAUUUGGAGCUUCACUGGGAUUUCCAAAGCUGGGUGCCUUUACUGUCACGGAUCUUGCCCUCCGACACCUGCAAGAUCUACAAACAGGGAAUUAAUAUCCGUUUGGACACUACACUAAUCGAUUUCACGGAUAUGAAGUGUCAGCGAGGAGACCUGAGCUUCAUCUUCUGCGGCGACGCGGUUCCCUCACAGUCCUUCGUAGUUCUCGACAACGAACAGAAGGUCUAUCAGAGGAUACAUCACGAGGAAUCAGAGAUGGAGACAGAGGAGGAGGUGGACAUCUUAAUGAGCAGUGAUGUUUACUCCGCAACACUGUCCACUAAAUCCAUCACCUUCUCACGAGCGCAGAUGGGCUGGCUCUUCCGAGAGGACAAAACGGAACGGGUGGGGAAUUUCCUGGCAGAUUUCUACAUGGUGAACGGUCUGGUUCUGGAGUCCAGGAAGAGACGAGAGCACUUGAGUGAAGAGGACAUUCUGAGGAACAAGGCCAUCAUGGAGAGCUUCAGUAAAGGAGGAAACAUCAUCGAGCAGAACUUCGAGCCGGUGAGACGUCAGUCGCUGACCCCUCCGUCUCCAAACACUUUCUCCUGGGAGGAGUACAUCACCGCAGAGACGGGAAAAGCUCCUCAUCUCGGCCGAGAGCUCGUGUGCAAAGAGAGCAAGAAGAACUUCAAAGCAACGGUGGCCAUGAGUCAAGACUUUCCGCUGGGCAUUGAGUCGUUGUUAAAUGUUUUGGAGGUGAUCGCACCUUUCAAGCACUUCAAUAAACUCAGAGAAUUUGUUCAAAUGAAACUCCCGCCUGGAUUCCCAGUCAAAUUAGACAUCCCUGUGUUCCCCACCAUCACGGCCACCGUGACCUUUCAGGAGUUCCGUUACGAUGAGUUCGACGUCUCGAUUUUUACGAUUCCUAGUGACUAUAAAGAGGAUCCCAGUCGUUUCCCAGACCUCUGAGCUGCUGUCCCGCCAUCUCCACCCUGGGUCCCCGUCUCCAUCUAUCCAACCUGAUAACCCUAACCACCCUUUGGUUACUUUUGAGUCCGACGUUUGCAAGUUUCAUGUAGGAAAUACUUUACGUAAUAUGGACAUAAAGGGAUGGUGAGCGGACGCCUCGGGAAGUGUUAAAGCAGUCCCUCGGUCAAAGUGUGGAAGGGAACUGGCGCUCAGCAGAUACACAGGUGCACUACACUUUAAAGUUUUGUGUUGAUUUCUACACCACGAAUGGUUCGGUUACAUUUGAAACAGCGCCGUGGACGUCCGAGCCUUCAGUAAACAUCUACUAUGUUCCUGGCAGGGAAUAUGGCAUUAUAAGUUAUAACAUGAGCCUUGUUUUCAUAUAUAUCUUUGUACAAUUGUUGCAAACUUGUAAUCUCUUAAAAUAUAUGUGUAUAUUUAGGAAAGAAGCAGAAGGUGUCUAUAUAUGAUGUCACUUCUACAGAUAAGAGAAGCCUUUCUUUAUGCGAGUUGUAAAUGCCUCAUCUUUUGCCUUCUUUUGCUUGUCCUUUGUGUUUUGGUUGCGUAAUGGGAAAUAUCUUCAGAUGGGCGUGCGGUACCCGUGCAGCACUUUCCUCGUCACAGUGUCCAGGUGCUUGAGUUACUCACAUCCUAAUAACUAAUGUUUUUGAACAGGGUCAGAAUUUAAUGUAGCAUAUAAGUUUAGAUGGAUUGAUAGUGACUGGACAUCAUCGGUGGACUCACAUAUAUGUAUAACUGACACUGUAUGUUUACUGAGAUAUUAGUGCAAAGAUGUUUCCAGAAACGUUCAGUAAUAGCUUCACAUACGGUGGGGAGUGUUUUUAUGUUUGUGCUGUGUAUUGAGGGAACAGGAGCUCACGUCCACUUCGCACCAGCAGUAAGACCGUUGGACAAAUAACCGUUUUGUUGUUCCUCUACAGAAUCAAAAUAGGCCACUUCCAUGUCCCACUACUGGCUAGUGUGGAAAACUCAUGCGCUUUGAUUUUAUGACUAUAUUUUUACUACAGUUUCUUUUCCUCUGUGUCUUUCAGUUUAUUUUCGCUUUAUGCCAUGAAUACUCCUUUCAUUUUCUCCGAAAUGCAUUGAACUCCCUGUUGUACAGUGGGAACCUUGAACCUGUUAGACUUUUACAUGACAAAUUGUACUUAAUAAAAUGUCACUGUAUUAA
Molecule: messenger RNA, 2801 nt
Organism: Xyrauchen texanus (razorback sucker)
Lineage: Eukaryota; Metazoa; Chordata; Actinopteri; Cypriniformes; Catostomidae
Product: ankyrin repeat domain-containing protein 13C
Exons: 13
Coding region: 143-1612 (489 amino acids)
Cellular component (GO): cytoplasm
Molecular function (GO): protein binding
Source: RefSeq, a predicted model, not a curated record